AUGUACAAUGCUCACAGUAAUCUGAUUAAUACAAAGUUAGUUGGAAAGUACAGCAUAGUUCAACUAGCAGUCAAGGAAUCUUCCAGCGUUUGUUUCGGAACCAUGGAGUUCGAAAAAUCUGACCAGAUUAUCAAUCGUGAUGGCGGAUCAAAGGAGACCCCCCCUGACCACCUUCGUCCCCGAGACAAUGUUCUUGGUUGUGAUCCAAAUGGUGUUGUUGGUAGCAGCGGUACGUCUUCCUGCAACAUGAAGGCUUCUAAUCAAGAUCUUGAACAACCAAGUGGUGGUGUUGCUCCCGAAAGCGAGCUGGAGAUGCAGGAUAUCCCUCUUGGUGGUGUUGAUGCUGAGAAAGUUGACGAGAAGAGAAUGAAGAAACGCACGAAAACAGUUCCAAAGAUGCUUUUUCUUGCAUUGGUCGUUGCUCUUGGUGCAUUGGGCGUGUUCUUUCUUGGACAAGAAGGUGACCCUGUAUCUUCGGGGCCGGUAGUGAUCAAUGCUGACGCUGGCUCGUCGGGUGCAGUAGUGAUCACGAAUUCCUCCAUAACGGGACAGAAUAAGGACCAAGGCCGUGAUGCUGACAAUUCACGUGGGAAGGAAAGCCGUAUCAUUGGUGGGUAUGAAUCCUCUCAAGGAGACUAUCCGUACUAUGUUAAAGUGCUCGGGUGUGGGGGCACUUUGAUUGCUCCCAAUGUCGUCUUGACCGCAGCACAUUGUCCAUCUAAUAUUGGUCGCAAGGUCAGAGUUGGAGCCUACAAACGGUUCCACCACCCAGAUGAAAAUCCAAAUGCUAUUGAAGCGUUGGUCAUUGACGAAAUCGACCAUCCUACCUAUGGUUACCCGGAGCGGUCUUCCCACGAUCUCAAAUUGCUUCUCCUUGCCGAGGAUGUAGUAAUUCAAGGUUCCGCUGUGACCCUUACCCUAGAUGAUUCUCGAAAUGGUCCUUUCCCUGGCACACAGUUGACAGUGAUGGGUCUGGGUAGAACCGAAAAUACAGAUUUCCCAUUUACGUUGCGCGAAGUGGACCUUCCGGUUGUUGGACAGUUCAGAUGUGAUAACCUCUAUAAGGGUUUUGAUGAUUCCAGCCAUUUUUGCGCUGGUACAAAGACAGAGGCUGUAUGUAACGGUGACUCUGGCGGCCCAUUUGUGAGAAAGGAUUCAGAAAAUCGACACGUUCUCGUGGGCGCCGUAUCAGGGGGAGGGGAAAAGUGUAAACAUUACUCUAUAUUUGCCUCUGUGACCCAUGAGCUCUGGUGGAUCAGGAGUGUUGUGUGUGACCAGUCAUCAUGGAAUCCUAAGGCAAGCUUUUGUUCCACGACUGACGACGAUGAAAAAUUCCCAAGAGGAACUACCAAGUUAGUGAUCGAGCCGUUGGCCGGUGCUGGUUGCAGAGGAAGGCUUGAGCUGAGAUACGAUUACAAUAAAAGUGGCAAACAUUUUGGGUGCGAUGCCAUCACUGCUUCGAAUCAUAGUGCAUAUGAAAUGGUGGUCCGAACCGACGCAAAAUAUUUUGAGAUGUUCUAUAAUGGACACAGCGAUUCUUGUUGGAGGUCAAAGCGAGGCUUCUACAUCGAAGGGAAACUUGACGAUGACGUCCUCACUCCACCAGACAAGUGCAUCCAGCUGCGUCGAAAGUCAAAAAGUUUCUGGAAAUGUAAGAACAGGAAUUCAUAUCACUUCAAUGUCCGCGGCUACUACAAGGAUACCUCGGGAAAAGUCUCCAUUUUGGACAUCAAUAUCAAAGACAACGGUGUGCGAUCCUGCGACGGUCUCUAG
Messenger RNA from Cylindrotheca closterium, 1773 nucleotides. The record is from the annotation of a GenBank genome assembly. NCBI's taxonomy places the organism in Eukaryota, Bacillariophyta, Bacillariophyceae, Bacillariales, Bacillariaceae.